Molecule: messenger RNA, 2734 nt
Organism: Drosophila subpulchrella
Lineage: Eukaryota; Metazoa; Arthropoda; Insecta; Diptera; Drosophilidae
Product: nucleolar protein 14 homolog
Exons: 3
Coding region: 80-2647 (855 amino acids)
Biological process (GO): maturation of SSU-rRNA
Cellular component (GO): small-subunit processome; Noc4p-Nop14p complex; nucleolus
Source: RefSeq, a predicted model, not a curated record
UUGUCGGUUGCACGUGUGCGGUGUUUUGUUUUGCUCCAUGAGCCCGGUUUGAUUUACCCGUAAAACUCGAAUUAAAACAAUGGUGGCCAAGGGGAAAAAGGCCAGCGCCGAUGCGGUGUACGCCAAGAAGACGGUCAAGUCGUCCAAUCCGUUCGACAACACGGCAGCACAGUCGAGCAAGCGGGGCCAGAAACAGAAUCCCUUCGAUGUGCAUGUGAACAAGGAGAAGUUCAAGAUUCUGGGCAGGAUCUGCAAGCAUGACAGGGGAAUGCCGGGCGUGUCGCGGGCCAAGGCCCUCCAAAAGAGAUCCCAGACACUGGGGCAACAGUUCGCCGUGAAGCACAAGACGAAUCGUUUCAAGGAUAACCGAAUUGGCAAGCAUUUAAGUGGCGACCAGCUGACCGAGUCCGUGAUGAAUGCCCGCUACCUGGCCGAGAAGAUGUCCCAGGUGCGAUCCAAUCAGAAGGCGGAGAAGUUCAAUCUAAACGACGACGAACUGCUGACGCACAGAGGCCAAACUCUGGAGGAGAUCGAACAGUACAGGGAUGAGCGAUCCGACGACGAGGAGCUGGACGACGAGGCGUUGGACGCCGACUUCACAUCUGCUGCCCACUUCGGUGGCGAUGGCGACACAGCCGAGGAUCGCCAAAAAGUCAUCGAUGAGAUGAUCGUCGAGCAGAAACGCCGCAAGAACGAGAUUGCGAAGGAAAAGGACGAGGUGUACGAUCUCACCGAGAAACUGGAUGCCAACUACAAGCUCCUGCUGCCGCUGGUGGCCAAGGCCACAAAGGAUGAGCAGGACGCCAAGCCACCGCCGGAUGCCUACGAUAAACUGCUGAAGGAGAUGAUUUUUGAGCCUCGCGGCAGUGUCACGGACAAACUAAUCAAUCCCGACGAGCUGGCCAAACAGGAGGCCGCUCGCCUGGAAAAGCUGGAGAACGAGCGACUGCGUCGUAUGCGGGCAGAGGGCGAGGAGGAAGAGCAGGCAUCAGUUUUACAGCCCAAGCAUCGUUCGGCUGAUGAUCUGGAUGAUGGUUACUUCUUGGAAGGUGGAGAUGAUCAGGAGGAUGAUACGCUGGCCUACGAUUUGGAUGGCAAUCUGGGCACCCACCUGAAUGGAAAGAAGGAAGCUAAGGCGGAGAAAAACGGUGAUGAGGAGGGUGUUGAAGAUGGCGAGGAAGAGGAGGAGGAAGACUCCGAUGAGGACAGCGAUUCAGAGGUCGAUAAUCUCAGUGAUCUUAAGGAGUCAGAGAGUGAGUCCGAGGCGGAAGAAACUCCUCGGGUUAGCAAAAAGAAAGUGAAAAAAUCAGCUGAGCUAUCCACUGCAUCUAUGGACACCAGCAUACCAUUCACCAUAAAGAUGCCCAAGACCUACGAGGACUUCACCGAACUGCUCUCCAAACACGCUGCUCCUCAGAAGGCCACCAUUGUCGAAAGGAUCAUCAAAUGCAAUCAUCCCAAACUGGAAGGCGUGAAUCGCGAAAACGUCGUCAAGUUGUACUCUUUUCUUCUGCAGUACAUCAAGGAUUUGUUUGAGGAUGCCAGCGAUCAAGACAUUCGUGAACACUUCACACUGCUCUCCAAACUCAUGCCCCAUUUGUAUGAGCUAACUCAGUUGAAUCCCGAACGCAUGUCCAAUACUUUACUGGAGGUAAUCAAAGAAAAGUACGGAGAGUUCAGGAAAAAUCACAAGAUGUAUCCCUCACUGGACACUCUCAUUUACUUCAAACUGGUUGCCAACUUGUAUUCGACUUCAGAUUUCCGUCACCCUGUGGCCACACCGUGCUUUAUUUUCAUGCAGCACAUCCUGUCCAGAGCACGUGUGCGAACGCGUCAGGAAAUAUCUAUGGGCCUCUUCCUGGUCACUGUAGUCCUGGAGUUUGUGUCUCAAUCCAAAAGACUGCUCCCAGCUGCUUUUAAUUUCCUGCAGGGCAUUGUGCACAUGUCCAUACCCAAAAGGGAUGUGGAACAGUUGGAAAUUACGCCGCCCUUUGAGCGCGAUGGUCCUUUGAGCAAACUGCUGGCAAUCCCAGCUAAUAAUAAGGAAUCCAAAAGCUUGGAGCGCCAACAACUGCAGGCUGCGGACUUGGUCACCCAAACGAUCACUCCAGAUUUCAAGGUGCGGGCACUGGACACAACCAUUCUGCUGAUCAAGGAAGCUCUCACGCUGGUGGAAGAGCAGGUGGGUGCCUGCUACCUCGCCCAACCCUUCCUGAGACUACUCGCCCGCCUGUCACUUGAACCCUACCCCGAUCAUGUGCAUUUGCACCACAAGGAAGUCACCGAACUAGCGGAGAAACUGGCUGCGCAAAAAAUGAAACCUCUGGCCCCAGCGGAGAGGAAACCGAAAGCCCUUAGGCUACUGGAGCCCCGAUUCGAGGCAGUCUACGAUGACAAGCGGCGACCAAAGAUGUCGAAGGCUAAGGAAGAGCGCGCCAAACUGCUGCACAAGAUCAAGCGCGAGAAGAAGGGCGCCAUUCGUGAGAUUCGCCGAGAUACGGCCUUCGUCCAGGAGCUUAAGCUCAAGCAGACGCUGCAAAGCGACAAGGAGCGCCACGAGAAGGUCAAACGCAUCUACCAGGAGGCCUCCAUGCAGCAGGGCGAGCUCAAUGAGCUGGCUCGUGCCAAAAAGAAGAAAAAGUUCUAGACGUGUUAAAUUAGUUUUAGCAUAACCCUACCCUAAGCUGAGAGUAAAGAACAGAGCAUUAUUGCUCAUAUUUUAAAAUCACAAAAA